AUGGCGACCUUCACCAAGAUCGCAGAGGAUGCUCGCCCCAGCAUCACGCUGAACCCCUCCCAUGUCGUCUCCAAAAUCGAUGACAAUGUCUAUGGUGGCUUCACAGAGCACAUGGGAAGAUGUAUCUACGGUGGCAUCUACGACCCUGGCAACCCUCUUUCUGAUGAGAACGGUUUCCGAAAGGACGUUAUUGAGGCUUUCAAGGAACUCAACUGCCCCGUUGUGAGGUACCCAGGUGGCAAUUUUGUUGCUACUUACCACUGGAUUGACGGCGUCGGUCCCAAGGAAAACCGUCCCAAGAGGCCUGAGCUGGCUUGGAUCGGCGUCGAAAGCAAUGAAUUCGGAACAGACGAGUUCAUGAAGUGGUGUGAGGUUGUUGGCGCUGAGCCUUACCUGGCCCUCAACUUUGGCACUGGCACGCUUGAUGAGGCUCUUGCUUGGGUUGAGUACUGUAACUCUGACAAGGACACCUACUAUGCCAACCUCCGCCGUAAGAACGGACGUGAGAAGCCUUACAACGUCAAAUACUGGGCCUUGGGCAAUGAGUGUUGGGGCCCCUGGCAGGUCAUGCAAAUGACCAAGGAGGACUACGCCAAGCAGGCUUACCAAUGGGCGAAGGCACUCAAGCUUCUCGAUCCCUCUUUGGAACUGAUCCUCUGCGGCGAAACUGGCUUCAGCAGCUGGGACACAUAUGUGAUUAAGGAGUGCAUCACAUGGAGUUUGCAUGGUCUCGGUGGUAGCACCACUGCGUCGUUGAUCGACAUGCACAGCAUCCACCUUUACACUGCAUCGGAAGACCAUCUGAAGAAUGCUACAGCACCCAGAGCCGCCGAGCGCGCCAUUGAAAUCACUGGCAGCCUUAUCGAUCUGGCCCGCAUUGAGAACAAGGUGCCGCCCACAUGCAAGAGACAAAAGAUUUGCUUCGACGAGUGGAAUGUUUGGGAUCCCGUCAGAGCACCUGGUGAAGAGGGUGCUGAGGAGGCAUACACACUGUCUGACGCUCUGGCCGUCGGUGUUUGGCUCAACGUAUUUGUUCGUCAGGCAAAGUACGUUGGCAUGGCCAACAUUGCUCAAUCUGUUAACGUCAUCUCUCCCUUGAUGACCACGAAGGAAGGUAUCACCAAGCAAACUACUUGGUGGCCUCUGUUGUUGUUCAGCAAGUACAUGAGAGGAUCUACCAUCGCCACCCACGUGCGCGCUCCCGAGUACGAGGGCGCCACCGAGCCCGUCUGGAUCCGUGGCGCCAUCGAGACUCCUUACCUCGACGUCAGUGCCACCAUCGACGACAACGGCUUUGUCAACUUGGCUGUCGUCAACGUCCAUGAGACCAAGGGAUUCUCCGUCGAUCUCGAGGGUGUCAAAGAGGGUGCCGAUGUUCAGGUUUACACCGUCACUGGCGAGAAUGUCAAGGUCGUUAACACCGGCGACAAGAACCCUGUCGGUAUCACUGAGAGCAAAUGGGAUGGCAAGGGCCCGUACGAAUUCGCCAAGGCCUCAGUCACCCUGUUGAGAUGGAAGCACUAG
Messenger RNA from Colletotrichum abscissum, 1524 nucleotides. Its product is annotated as alpha-L-arabinofuranosidase. The transcript is spliced from 7 exons. Gene Ontology annotation, molecular function: alpha-L-arabinofuranosidase activity. Gene Ontology annotation, biological process: L-arabinose metabolic process; polysaccharide catabolic process. NCBI's taxonomy places the organism in Eukaryota, Fungi, Ascomycota, Sordariomycetes, Glomerellales, Glomerellaceae. The record is from RefSeq and is a predicted model, not a curated record. Bases 1 to 1524 code for a protein of 507 amino acids.